Messenger RNA from Maylandia zebra (zebra mbuna), 727 nucleotides. It is a transcript of the gene lg6h19orf53, whose product is annotated as linkage group 6 C19orf53 homolog. Lineage: Eukaryota; Metazoa; Chordata; Actinopteri; Cichliformes; Cichlidae. The record is from RefSeq and is a predicted model, not a curated record.
UUUUAUGCAAAGAAGAAAAAAACGGAGGAAGCAAAAAUGGCUCAGGGUUCGCAGAAGUUUAAAGCUCAGCGUCCAGGAUCCAAAAAACAACAACAGAGCAAACAGAAAGGCCCGAAGAAAGGAGGGAGGAUCAUAGCACCAAAGAAGGCUCAAGUGGUUCAGCAGCAGAAGCUGAAGAAGGGUCUAGAGGUUGCCAUCAGGAACAAGAUUGAGCAGGAGGUGACCCAGAAGGCCAGCUCCUCCCUCCACAAGCCGCUGAGUGUGAUUAAAACUCCCGAGGCUAAAGGAAACCCUGGAGCAGCCCGUCCUGGAACCAGCUCCAAAUAAAACCAGCUCGCUCGAGACCUGAGUCUUCUGGUUUUAUAUUACAAAUUGAUUAAAAUGAAGUUUGAAUGGGUUGCAAUUAAUAUCAAAUGUUACAUGUCCUGCUUUGUUUUGUUUUUUUGACUGCAAGCUGACUUCCAUGUUUUUAAGAAGUUAAUCCAAAACAUUUAGCGAUUACACUCACUGGACAGGUUACAUCAGGCUGUCACAGGAUUUUAUCUUUUCCUGCAAAGAUAAAAUCGACAAAGGAGACAGAUUUUUGGUACUCUGUCAGAUUAUUCUGUAGUUAUCACUGUACAGAAAAAUUGUAUUGUAAAAUGUAUAAAUGGGCUUGAUUUAUUUAAUCUUUUGUGUUGAUAAAGUGUUUUGUCAGCUUGCUUUUUAAAACUAAAGAUGAUCAGUU